CAACAACAACAACAACAACAACAACAAGGAGGGUCCGGUGGUGUGCGGACGCGGGCAGCGGCAGCGCGACAGCGGCGCACGAGCGAUGUAAUGCCGACAAUGACGACAAUGACGACACCAUCAUCAUCAUCAUCAUCAUCAUCACCACCAGCAGCAGCAGUGCUAUCAGCAGCACCGCAGAUACCGUCGUCUGCAGGAACAGUGACGAUACCAGGGGAAACACAACAACAGCAGCAACAGCAGCAACAACAACAACAGCAGCAGCAGCAGCAGCAAGGGCUCGCACAAGGGUCAGUGAUGACAAUUGUGGUGGACGAUGACGAUGCACCUGCAGUGGUUGUGGAUGGUGGUCACGCCAAGGGUAGUGCGGCUGCUGUGGACGCAACCUCAACGGUGGCAGCCAACAGUGCCACCUCCACCAGUCUGCCAGCACCCAACACGACGACGACCACGGCGACACAUGUUACACCAAUGCCCUCAUCAGCUCCUGUCCCAGCUGCCACCAACGCCGCCACCACCACCACCAUGGUGUAUUCCACGACAACCGCACUCAACCCACUCCCAGUGGCAGGGACGUAUGCUGGAACGGCACCUGUGACUGCGAACGUCAACAACACCGCAGUGAUGAGCACAGUCGCCUACAACGGUUACAAUAGUGGUGCUGCCGUUGCCACCACCAUACCAACACCAGGCUAUGCUGUCACAAACAGUUACUACAGCGCCCCUCCUGCAUCUGCCGCUGUUGCGCUCCCAAUGAACGGCAGCACCAGCAACAGCGCUGGUCCCACCAUGACCGCUAAUUUGACUGCGGCACCUGUUGCCACUGGGCCGUGUAUGUGUGCGGAUUGCAUGCGUGCAUCCAUGGCGGGAAAGACAGCAGCGGGCGUGACGCCAGUGGCAACGUAUACAAACGUAACGGCUGUUUCGUCAACCGUGGCCUCGACAAGUGGGCCCGGUGCAAACACGCCAAUUCCGCCGUCUGUUCAGCUUCUGCGGCAGCAGCAGCAGCAGCAACAGCAGCAACAGCAGCAACAGCAGCAGCAGCAGUCGAAGCCAGCAAUUCAUCCUGCAGUUGCUGCGCAAUAUAGAAAGGCACCUGUGGAGCGAGCACGGCCGCGGGGUCGCGGAGUGUACAAAUUCAUGAAGGACAAGGACCUACGAAAGCUGAUGGCAGAGUGCGAGCUUCCCGCGGGGAAUAGGCAGCUGAUGAUAUCGAGACACCAGGAGUUCACCCUGUUGGCCAACGCGCAGGCAGACUCGCUCAAGCCACUGUCAACGAAAGAGAUUGCAGCUGAAGUGCUUCGGCGGGAAAAGCAGUCACGCACAGCAACGGAGCAUCCAAAGAUGGCGGCGAUGCGGCGGCAGGUGCACGGCCUGUCACCGGCGGAGCAGCAGCACUUUCGACAGCUGAAGAAGGCGGCCAUGGCUCGUAUGAAGAAGCGUCCACGUCGUCCAAAGAAAGGUGUUUGGUUCGCGCAGCGAUACCCGACCGAGUAAUUUCGUGUAAAUUUUCAAAUAAAAUUCCGCA
Molecule: messenger RNA, 1528 nt
Organism: Salpingoeca rosetta
Lineage: Eukaryota; Choanoflagellata; Craspedida; Salpingoecidae
Exons: 6
Coding region: 91-1497 (468 amino acids)
Source: RefSeq, a predicted model, not a curated record